This is a messenger RNA of Sphenostylis stenocarpa, 222 nucleotides long. The record is from the annotation of a GenBank genome assembly. NCBI's taxonomy places the organism in Eukaryota, Viridiplantae, Streptophyta, Magnoliopsida, Fabales, Fabaceae.
AUGGACCUAGGUGGUGAAAAUUUGUCUCCUAUCUUGGAAGAAAUAGAGGAAGAAGAGUCACAUGAAGCCUAUUCACCUCCCACCAUCACUCCUCUUGCACAACAAGGAGACCUUAGUUUGAUUCAACUUGUACAAAAACUAGAAGAGAGUAGAAGGGAGACCAUUGCACAACUAAGGGAAGAUAAAAGGCAAAGUGAGAUGAUGCUUAAAGAACACAUCUAA